This is a messenger RNA of Anopheles darlingi, 829 nucleotides long. RefSeq lists its product as uncharacterized. Lineage: Eukaryota; Metazoa; Arthropoda; Insecta; Diptera; Culicidae. Bases 166 to 567 code for a protein of 133 amino acids. The record is from RefSeq and is a predicted model, not a curated record. The transcript is spliced from 6 exons.
UCGCAGUAGUUGAGCAGUGGAACCAUCGGGUUAUAGUCAUUGUAGCGUUUGUUCGAAUCGCUUGCCUUCGCAACCACGUGGAAAACAGUACCGCCGGUGCCACCGAAUCGUGUCUCAGGUAUACAAGUUGUGUUUCCAGCGUACCUACACCGCAAGCUACUUAAAAUGUCAUCCAAAGUGAUCUCUUCGUCGUUUAUCCGCCGGCUGCUCGAGGUGAACAACAAGAAGCUGCUCCAGCGUCACUUCGUCUCGACACGCGAUCCCUACUCGGAUCCUCGUGGCUUCACGCUCAGCGACAUGAAGAAAAAUCCUGCUGUUCUACCGCUGGUGAUCAUUAUGGCAACGGCCGUAGUUGGUUGUUCGGGAUUCAUAGUUUAUUGUGGUCGUACCCGCACCGAUGUGAGCCUCAACAAGAAGGUCUUCGAGCAUGAUACAAUGGACGUAAUGGAUCCGAAGCAGCGCAAGAUCCUGGUAUUCAAUCAGAAGUACGGUGCAAUGCCGGAGCUGAACGAAGCGCUCAGCUAUCGCGAGGAUUACGAGAAGCUGCAGUCCGGGGCCGAGAAGUAGAUGACAUUGAUGUGUCGCGACGUUCAACAACACCGCCACACGAUGACGGAACAGGCCGCAGCAUUCAACCAUAUUCCCAUCCGUAGACCACAUAUAUAUACACUUUCGUCACGAUCAAGAGACGAGAGAAGUGUUAUUGUUAGAAAUCGUUCUUGCCAGCCAAACCUGUUAUCGAUGUUUCGCUUACUUGUCGUUCGUUACAGAGGCGGCACUCAGCUCUGGUACGCACAGAGCACCAAGCAAGUUGAACAUCGGAUUAUGC